Molecule: messenger RNA, 2555 nt
Organism: Bradysia coprophila
Lineage: Eukaryota; Metazoa; Arthropoda; Insecta; Diptera; Sciaridae
Biological process (GO): DNA damage response
Source: RefSeq, a predicted model, not a curated record
AAUCUUCAGUUUUUCUUCGACCGCGAUUGCUGACGGUUUUCGGUGUUUUAUUUUUAUUGUGUUGAUGGAAAGUGUUUAUGUAAUAAUCAUAAAACAAAAAAAAAAAUUACCAAAUUGUUUGACAUAAUCUUAGAAACAUAACGUUAUCCCAUUAUGUUCCUUCUUAAAUUUGCGGUGAUAUUCGCUAUUGGAUCGCUCAAUUAUUUUGGAUCUUGCGACCAAGUCUGGAGUUCAAAUAAACGCAGAUUACAGCACAGAGACAUCGACGAAUAUAAUGACGUUCUGAAGAGCAACCAAAUACUUCCGUCAACUCAUACGGAAUACAAAUACAAAUCCGUCCAAACAGGCUCGGUAGAUGUUCCAUACAGAGAAGGAAGUCAUACAUAUGUUGGACCUGACCAUAAUCAAACGAAAUCAUACUUGGCUAAAAUUGACACAACCAUUUUAUAUCCGAGACGAUACAGCAAAAUCGUUUCUAAGCAAUCGAUAAAAAAGAAUUGCGUUAGAUGCCCAUUCGACCGUAUGGUGGUUGCACAGAAACGAUUAGAUGGGGUUUUAGUUGAGCCUCCACCGGCUCUGUCCUGCGUCACAAAUCAACCGUUUUCGAGAAGUGUUUUCGAGGUACACACGUUAUUCGGACCAGAAUUCUUGUUCGUAUUGCCACAGGGAACGCAUCAACUGAUUGGAAAAAUUAUUAACAAAAAAACUAGAAAGGAAGAGAUGAGAUGUUCUCUUAAAUAUAAAGUAAUUGUGCGAAAGUGUUCCAAAUACCAGCUGAUCAACACAAGAGAUUUAGUGGUCAAAUGUGACUUAGACAAUAUUUGGGGUUCAAGGUGCGCUUUCUCUUGUAAGCAUGGUGGCGAACUCAGUCACGAAACACCCGUAAUUUGUGGCGAUGAUCUCAAUUGGUCCGGUGAGGAACCCGUUUGCUCAUUUAAAGACGAUACUAUCGACAAGUCGACCUGUAAUUUACCAUCUCCACCAAAAAAUGGUCGAUUUAGCUGUGAAGUUAAUACGAUCGAAACAUACGAGUCAGAGCCAAGAACUCCGAGUGGUAGCAUAUGUCGAGUUUAUUGUGAUAAACAGUACCAUAUGCCCGAAUAUUUGAAAGAAUAUUCGGUUUUUCUUUGCAACAAUGGACAUUGGAAUUCGACGAUGCUAGAUUUUUGUCAUCAACGAAGUCAUAGAAAAUUCAAUCAAAUUAUGCCAUUGGUUUAGACGAUUUAGCGGAGGGGGUACUCAAGUAUCAAACGUUAGAAAAUUGUUUGAAUAAUUGAAGUAAAAGAUUUAGCGAUCAUGUUUUGGUAUGCUUGCCGUUCUUAAAACGUUUUACAUAAGUAUCUUAUAGGGUAGAUAGAUUUUACUAACAUUAAAACCCAGUGGUUUGUGUAGCUUGAAAAAACAUUACUGUUUUGUUGUUAUGCACUUUUGAGUACCCCACGGAUAGGAUGACCAAACUUUGUACGAAGAAUUGAUUUUCCAUAUUAAAAAUUUGGUUUUGGUGGAAACAAAAAGUUCAGAUGCAAAAGGCUUAGUUUUCUCAAGCUAAACAUGUCACUUGUUGUGGACUUUUUAAAGUUGGUAAAAUCGAUCCACCCUAGUAUCCAAGCCAUUAUGACUGUUGUAUCUAUAUAUUCAGCAUUUUGACCAAGAUUUGUGAACUGUGAUGGUAGUCUCCAACAGUAUAUAUGUAUGUAGUCAUUCUUGACCCAUCCUGUGACUAAUGAAACUUCAGAUCAAAAUAGCUCCUAAUCCGUCAGACUUUUUUAAGCCCACCUUGAAUUCUUCUGGAUUCGGUAUUAGGUAAAAAACAAACUGACAAAGUCUUAUAGGUUUCAACGUAUUUAAAGAAAUUUCGUUAAUCGCAGGAUAGAUCACACUUAAAUUUGGAGUUUGCGAAGAUUUAUGGCUUUGUCCUAGAUGGUAGGGAUUACAGCUCUCAAACUGUUGCAACUCAGUACUUUUCAUAGACGGCAAACAUAUCAAUAGAAUAUCAAUCUUUCACUUUAUUAGUUUCGACAUGUAUUUUACUAGAUAAGACGACGUUAGGUAUAGGGCACAUAUUCAUUUUGUUGUCGUAGCUUUCUUUAAGCAUUUCUGGAGUCAGCCUUUUUGUUCCUACAUUCGAAUGUGGAAUGGGAAAAAUUUAACAGACUCUUUUUUGGGUUGAACUUUUUUUCUAUUUUCGGGAGGGAACGCGCAGAAAGAAAGAGAUGUCCAGACGGAGGUUGAUUGCCUGAAGGGCUUUCUUAUCGAAAUAAAAAAAAAGAAUUUUCAAUUCAAUCAAAUUCUACCAAACAUUUUAUUGAUUUCACAUUUCUAUUAAGUGUGUGUGUUACCUACUAAUCGUAUCGAAUACAACAAUUUGAAAUCCUUUUUUUGUAAAAAAAAAUUAGUAUAAAAAAUACAUUCAAAAUCAGGAAUUGUAUGACAUUAUAAAUCGUAAAAUCUAACGACUAAAAUACGUCGAAAAUUAUUAUUUCAUCUAAUUCAGCGCGUCAAACAUUUUACACAAUACUCAUUUUCUAUUUCUAUUUUGAUUUAGACGAGAAAAA